Limanda limanda (common dab) is the source of this 1114-nucleotide messenger RNA. RefSeq names its product testis expressed 36 (gene tex36). The transcript is spliced from 4 exons. The coding region runs from base 1 to 636 and encodes 211 amino acids. The record is from RefSeq and is a predicted model, not a curated record. NCBI's taxonomy places the organism in Eukaryota, Metazoa, Chordata, Actinopteri, Pleuronectiformes, Pleuronectidae.
AUGGUAAAAGGUGGAAAAAAACCUUCAACGAGCAAGGAGGGAAAAUGGUUUGCUCACACAGUUUUACUAGAGAGUAAAGGAGAGGUCAGGCAAGACCGUAGGACUUGUACAAGCACUGGGAUCAUGCUUUGUCAGGUUGAAACCUCGUUGUCUCAGGCUUUGAGCAUUGAACGCUAUCCUAAAUUGACAAGUCAAAAGAAAUCCAGGGAGUAUCCACUCUCAGACCAUGACAACAAGCACUCCUUAAUAGAUAACAUUGCUCUCUUCACUCUUGGUGGGGGACUGAGAAAGUGUCCCGACGAACGCAAGGAGCAAAACUCUCACUUCACCCUCUGCCCCGAUGGAGCUGCCAGCGGGACGUCAGACACUGGAGGGAACGUCUCCGGCUACGACACAGACUUCAGGGUGAGGCCGACUGCUGCUUUUUCACCGGGCUACAGCCGGUUCACCCGCGACCACCAGCAGAAGGCUGCAGAGGCAGCUUCAGCACGGGCAGGCCAGCGCUUCCUGUGGUUUGGACGACAUGACCUGGAAGAGACCCCACAGAAGCAGUGCGCCCUCAGUUCCUCAGCCAUUCCUUUGUUCAGUCUGGUGCAGCCUGAUGCACUAGAUGGCGUCGACGAGGAAGUCAGGUGAACACUGAUGGUUCAGCAAACUCAAUUAUUUGCAUAAUAACAAACAGCAAAUCAGGUGUGACAGGCCUGUGAAUAAUUUAAUGUGUGCAUUUUAAUCAUAAAAACGUCUGUAGUGACUUAAAAGUUGUUAUGUGCUUGUGUGAGAUGGACAGACUACUAUGUAGAGCUUACUGUAAAAGUGUAACAGGUUCCUAUGACCUCAGCAACUCUGUGACUUGUGUACCAACAUUUCAGGCAACUAUCUGAGUUAUUUUCCUGACUGGAGAUGCAUUUUUCCAGUCACAAACACAUUCUUCUGAUUAUUAACACCGCACGAAUGCACCAUCAGUCUCUUAAUCAAUCAUGGAUGGGUUUUCCGGUGUCACGUGCAAUGAACCUAUCAGAGUGCCAUUUCCCCCUCCCCUUUAAAAGUCAGUUGUGCUUGCACCUUGAUGGAUUGCUCUUGUAAAGGCUAGAUUGUAAUAAAGAGAGGAAACAGA